CUCACGCAUGCGCUGUAGCGUCGCAAUAUAUUGCAUCUAGCAACUAUGGUUAUAUGUCUCUUGUGAGACUAGGAAGUUAACGUGAUUUUAUCAAUAUAUCGAGAAAUAUUGAAAAAUUAUAUUAAAUAUAUAUUUCAACAUGAAGCCAACACUCGUAGCCGACGAAAUGUUUCCUGAGGGAGCCGGACCCUAUGUUGAAUUAGAAGAGGUUGGUGGUAGUAGAUUAUUAGUAGAUCUUACAGCAAGUGAGAAAGCAGUUCAUUCGGAAUUUUUCAAUGAGUUUGACGAUCUUUACGAUGAUGAUGAUUUGGACUGAAGCAUUCCUAGGGAUUCAAACUAAGCGGCGCUUUUGUUUUUGCAUAGAGUGCAGUUAACUUAGCAUUGAAGCAAAGAACUCGUUCUUGUAAAUCCACCAUACGGAACAUGGUUACGAUGUAUAAAGAAUUAAUAGACGUCAUACAUUGUUGGUUGCAUUCAGCAGAGAGUAGCAUUGGAUUGGCACUUGAUACUAUAUCGCCAAUAAAUUGAGAAUUUUGCUGAAUAUUCUUUGUUACGUUACAUUUGCCUAUACCUCAUAUUGCGUUACGCUUAUUCAGCAUAAGUUUGAAAAAAAUGUCCAAAUAUUCAACAAAAAAAUGGCAAAACAAUCACAUAGCUGUUUUUUCUGUUGAAUGCAAUCAUUAAAUAUAAGUGUUUACGUGUAUAAUAGAUAUGAAAAAAUGUAUCAUUUUUCUUUAGUUUGCUGUAUAAAACUACUGCAAACCCUCA
Molecule: messenger RNA, 768 nt
Organism: Harpegnathos saltator (Jerdon's jumping ant)
Lineage: Eukaryota; Metazoa; Arthropoda; Insecta; Hymenoptera; Formicidae
Product: COP9 signalosome complex subunit 9
Exons: 3
Coding region: 140-316 (58 amino acids)
Source: RefSeq, a predicted model, not a curated record